Ectocarpus sp. CCAP 1310/34 is the source of this 402-nucleotide messenger RNA. The record is from the annotation of a GenBank genome assembly. NCBI's taxonomy places the organism in Eukaryota, Phaeophyceae, Ectocarpales, Ectocarpaceae.
AUGAGCUCUACCGGAGAUGAGGUGCCCACUGCUGCGAGCGGAGAACAGAUCCGCCCGGUGCAGGAGGGCCGCGAUGCGGAGCUUGCAAGUUUGCAACUGCAGAUUUCGCAAUUGGCGGCCCUGGUGGAGGAGUCGGUGAAGAAGGAGGAGUCGGUGAAGAAGGAGGAGUCGGUGAAGAAGGAGGAGCCUGGCAACGUCGUGGCGGAUGCAGCCAGUAGGGGCGGUUGGGUUGCCCCCCCCGGAGGCCAACAAGAGCCCACGCAGCCGCUCGGCGGUGGCGGGGAUUUCUCCAGCAGCAAGCAAGAGACUGUGGACAAGGAACACGUCAUCUGCUGGAAGGCGGCUGGGCCAGCAGAUCGGGAGCGAACCCUGUUGGACCAGCCGGAGUGGGCCCGAGCAUAG